Molecule: messenger RNA, 4667 nt
Organism: Nyctereutes procyonoides (raccoon dog)
Lineage: Eukaryota; Metazoa; Chordata; Mammalia; Carnivora; Canidae
Gene: MAGT1
Product: magnesium transporter 1
Exons: 10
Coding region: 1-1104 (367 amino acids)
Cellular component (GO): oligosaccharyltransferase complex
Source: RefSeq, a predicted model, not a curated record
AUGAGGAGGGGUAGUGGGCUGGUUUGCCUGUUCUCACGCCCAAUACACAGACACAGCCCGAGGCAAGUUUGGUUUCUCGGAGAGAGAGGAGCGAACAUGGCAGCGCGUUGGUGGCUUUGGUGUGUCUCCGCGAACAUGGCGGUGGCGCUGCUGCUCAGUUACGGGGUUCCCUCAGCCUCUGCUCAAAGAAAGAAGGAGAUGGUGUUAUCAGAAAAGGUUAGUCAACUGAUGGAAUGGACCAAUAAAAGACCUGUAAUAAGGAUGAAUGGAGACAAGUUCCGUCGCCUUGUUAAAGCCCCACCAAGAAACUACUCCGUUAUUGUCAUGUUCACUGCUCUCCAACUUCACAGACAGUGUGUCGUGUGCAAGCAAGCUGAUGAAGAAUUCCAGAUCCUGGCAAACUCGUGGCGAUACUCCAGUGCAUUUACCAACAGGAUAUUUUUUGCUAUGGUGGAUUUUGAUGAAGGCUCUGAUGUAUUUCAGAUGCUAAACAUGAAUUCAGCUCCAACUUUCAUCAACUUCCCUGCCAAAGGGAAACCCAAGCGAGGUGAUACAUAUGAGUUGCAGGUGCGUGGUUUUUCAGCUGAACAGAUUGCUCGGUGGAUUGCUGACAGAACUGAUGUCAACAUUAGAGUAAUUAGACCUCCAAAUUAUGCUGGUCCUCUUAUGUUGGGAUUGCUUUUGGCUGUUAUUGGUGGACUGGUGUAUCUUCGAAGAAGCAGUAUGGAAUUUCUCUUUAAUAAAACUGGAUGGGCUUUUGCAGCUUUGUGCUUUGUGCUUGCUAUGACAUCUGGUCAAAUGUGGAACCAUAUAAGAGGACCACCAUAUGCUCAUAAAAAUCCCCACACAGGACAUGUGAAUUAUAUCCAUGGAAGCAGUCAAGCCCAGUUUGUAGCUGAAACACACAUUGUUCUUCUGUUUAAUGGUGGGGUUACUUUAGGGAUGGUGCUGUUAUGUGAAGCUGCUACAUCUGACAUGGACAUUGGAAAGCGAAAAAUAAUGUGUGUGGCUGGUAUUGCACUUGUUGUAUUAUUCUUCAGUUGGAUGCUCUCUAUUUUCAGAUCUAAAUAUCAUGGAUAUCCAUAUAGCUUUCUGAUGAGUUAAAGAGGAUCCUAGAGAUAUGUAGACACUGGAGUAAUGGAAAUUGAAAAAUGUAUGUGUGUUUGAAAAGAAGAAUGCAAUUUGUGUAUUUUGUAUUACCUCUUUUUUUUUCAAGUGUUUUUAAAUAGUUAAUCAUUUAACCAAAGAAGAUUUGUAGUGCCUUAACAAGCAAUUUCUUGUCAAAAUCAUGAAGUAUUUGGAUACAGUUCUCUUAACCUUCCCUUCCUGAUGAACUUUAUGUAACAUUUAAUUUAGUAGAAUUAAGUACAUUAUAAAAAUUUUAUAACUACAUUUUAAUUAGAACAGGGUUCAAAACUGCUUUAGUUAACUAUUUGCCACUUGAUUUUAUAUAAUCUUAUCCAAAGAUAGAGGGAAAAAAGUCCUGACCAGGUGUUCCUACAUAUGCCUAUUACAAAUGAAUGCAUCAGGAUGCAUUCUUAGCUGUUCCAUCUUUGCAUGGAUGUGUAUACUUUGUACAUCUUUCCUUUUGGACAGAGAAACUGUAUGUGCUAUGUGAUCUUCUGAUACUUCUAGCCUGUAGAAAAGAAGACUAGCCAGUCCUCCCCAUCCUUCAUGUUUCCUACUGAAAUACAGUGUUGGCUAUGCUUCUUGGUAACUGUAGACAUUAAAAAGUCUAAGUACAGAAAAAAAAAAGUCUAAGUACAGGAUUAUGAUUUUUGCAUGAGUGUGGUGUUAACUACUUAUAUUUGGAAAGAUUUCAGGUUCAUUCUGUCUCCUUAGUUUAUUUAAGGUAGGCCUCUAUUAAAAACGUAGCUUAGUGCUAAAAUCAGUGUAACUUCAAAAUGGUCUAAAGUGUUUCUACAAAUUAGAGAUUGUCACUUACUUCAUUUGUACCUCAUCAAAAAAAUAGGUUCAUCUAGUUAAGCAUAUUUCAUUAACCCUUGUAUUUAGGAAAAGGACUAGGUUUGGAAAAGCAUAUCCUGAUAUACUGAGUUGUUGCCUAUGAAUAGAAAGUAAAUUGUUUCCUGAAAGUUAUGUUUUUGCUAUUAUUUUAGCCUUCAUUCUUUCACUUUAAGUGGAGAAACAGUAAACAUUUGAAGAGGUUUUGAGUUUUGUCUUUUUUUUGUCAGUGGAAAUAACCAUAGAUGCUAACAAAAUAUCUGUGAAGAAUGAAAGUUGAUGGUUAUCAUUAGAUCUAGCCAUAACCUCCCCCAUAGUUAUGAAAAGUAUCCUGAAAUUUCACUAUUAUAAAAAUAUGAUAAUUACGGUUGUGAAAAUUUUUUAAAGAAAUCAAAGAAAUAUUACAUUAAAGUGAUAUUUUGCCUACUAUUCACCAUCUAAUAACUCUCCUAUGUGGUCUAGAAGUCUUGUAUAAUAGAGAUUUGCAGAAAAGAUGAAUUGCCUAAGAAGAAAUGUUUUACAUGGGUUUUUUGUUUUUGUUCCAAUAUUUGUUGGGUCAGGGCAUAUACUUGACCUUUUACUCUUUAGUGGAUCCACUUUUGUCAAAUACUUCCCUAUACAUUGUGUGAUUCUGGAUUCCUUAUCUGCUGUUCUUGCAAUUGUCUCAGGCCAAAUAAAUUUAUGCUGUGAUUCUUAUGAGAUUUGUAUGAAGAUGCCCUGAUUUGUACAGACUGACCAGGGUAAUACUACUGCCACGUAAUCUGUAUAGCUUUAGAUAUGUGCCAUGAGCAUUGAAAGAAUGACACUUUUUUGUAUUUGCUUUUUCUCCCUUAAGAGCACAUUUUUCUUGUGCAAGGAGAAGAAUUGCAUUCUGGCUAAAAUCUGUAGAAAGCAGAUUUACUAAACUUAGAGUUACUUUUGUGGAAAUUUUGAAAUUCACUUUCAUCUGAAGUGCCUUAAGUAGACUCUUAAUUUACUUUUCUAGUAAUGUUUUAGAUAUUUGUUAUGCAUCGUAAAAAUACUUUUCAAAAUUACACAUUGUAGUAGCAAAGAUAAUCAAGUGUCUGGCUGUUUGCUUUUUGACCAUAUCAAUAAAAUUUUACAAUCUAAAUUCUUAAGUUUAUUUAUUAACAUGUAAAGAGGGGUAAAUUUAAAACACUAAAUUAGGAUUGUAAUAUUAGGUUAUUUCAUUUUUUAAAAAAACGUUUAUUUAAGUAAGAGAGAAAGCGCAUGAGCAGGGGGUGGAGCAGAGGGAGAGAGAAUCUCAAGCAGAUUCCCCCUAAAUGCGGAGCCCGAUGGUUGGUCACUUAACAGACUGAGCCACCCAGGUGCGCCUAGGUUAUUUCAUUUUGAGGUUAUAAUUAAGUUUCUUACUGUCCUGGGAUGCCUGGGUAGCUCAGCGGUUGAGCAUCUGCCUUCAGCCCAGGGCAUGAUCCCAGGUCUGGGGAUCGAGUCCCACAUCAAGCUUGCCGCAAGGAGCCUGCUUCUCCCUCUGCCUAUGUCUCUGCUUCUCUCUGUCUCUCAUGAAUAAAUAAAAUCUUUUUAAAAAGUUUCUUACUGUCCUAAAGACAGUAAACUUGAUAGGCCAAUUUCCUUAAGUAUUUCUAAAUUGAGAUACAUUCUUCCAGGAUUCCAUGUUAUCUUUCAUUAAUGUUGUUGCCCAUUAGGUUAGUCAAAACAGCCAAGAUAAGUAGAUGAAUAGCUGUCUUCAAUGAUUGGUCUUGUUCUGUACCUGUCAGUGAACAUUGUGACUAGGUAAUUACCUUUUUGUACUAAAUAAUUGAUUUGAAACAGUUACUCAGAUUUUCAAGUUAUGUGAGACUGGACAAUAGUACAUUUCCAAACAUAGAAUGGGAACACUGGACAGGAAGUAGCGAGAUCUGGCUUUUAAACAGCUUUUAGUCUUUCUGUCUAGCUAUAUGACCAUAGGCAAGUCACUUGAAAUAGGUUCUCUCAGGACCUAUUUCCUUAAUGUGAGUGUAUUGGAUUAGUUACUUCAGUGUUCUUCUAGCACCACUGUUUUAGGCACAAAAUAUUAAAAAUAUAUUUAAAUUUGAAUUGAAAUUCAAAUAUCAUUUGUGAUAUUUGGGUUUGGUAUUGAAUUAAAUCCGUUGAAGUGUAGGAUGUUUUGUAAUCAGACUUCUGAAGAAGCCCUGAAAUGUUUGUAGAGGCCAUUAUAGCUGCAAGUUGUUUAAUAUACAUUGAAAUUUUUUAGAAAGGAUAUACUUGAAACCAGUAUGUUAAUAUCAGAUCUUGAUUCAAAUGACCAGGUAUAAGCAAGAAUGAAAUCAAUAACUGUAUGCUAAUAUUGACUUACAGCUGGAAAAAACUUAUGAUGCCAAUUUAUGAUGCCUGGCCAUGGCUCUGCAGCCAGCAGUUGCAGGUAGAGAACUUCAGGUCUGAAGUUCUUUUUGUGACCUUCAAUUAAAAUUAAUGAAAUGUUUUUCCCCCUCAAACACAGCUCAAACAUAAUUUCUGGGAAGUUUUCCUGACCUCCCACUUUGGGUUCUUUACCCUUCCUCUUUUACUUAGUGCAUGCUGAUCUCUGUUAUUCUAUCUUGUAAUUACCAGUUUUCUCCCAUAAUCUGUAAUUUCCUUGAGAACAAGAUUAUUGUCUUAUUCAUCUUUGUAUGCUCAUUUUCUAAGAUGCCUGCAUAGUACAUGCUCAGUAAAUUUUCAGAUGGAAUAAAGAAAAAAAGAUCUUU